AUCCUGUUUCGCGGUCACAACUUUUUUGCUUCUCUUUUGCUUUUUUUUUUCGCCAAAAAAGCUGCUUCGCCUAAAAAACAGGAUUUUUCAGCCAAGGCGCCACUUUUUCGCCCGGCAGCGCGCGGCCUACCUCGCACACCUGCACCCGACCGCCCGUCCGGCACCUGGCUACUGGCCUGGCCCGGAGUUCAUUCUGGUUGCGCCCUUCCCCUCUGGUGUCCCAGCCUGCCAUGCGGAUCUACCGGACCGACGCGAGCAGCAGCUUGCGCCACGGUUGUAUAAUAGACAGGCAUAUCAACUGUAAAAAUCCCUGGAGGUCUGGAAGAAUUCAUGUCUGUCAUGCUUGUCUGGCAUGACUCUUAAAUCUGUCAUGCACGCUACCCAAGAGCUCCGUUUUUCUGUGAUGCAGAGCCGCAGUUUGUCAUGCUGAAUUAUAGGCAACACCUAGGAGCUCAGUAGAAACUUGUCAUGCUGAGCCAGUAUUCGUAGCCUCAUCAUGAGACGCCA
Amoebophrya sp. A120 is the source of this 507-nucleotide messenger RNA. NCBI's taxonomy places the organism in Eukaryota, Dinophyceae, Syndiniales, Amoebophryaceae. The record is from the annotation of a GenBank genome assembly.